AUGUUGCUUUCGAACGUCAACAUCUUGGAUGUCUUCGUUAGUGGAGACGUCGGUGAUGACGGCUACUACACCUCGUACGAAGAGCCUCGGGAAGACAAGUUUGCUUUGUCGGGAAUGUUUAGAGACAUCGAGCUCGACCGGAUCUACCGGCAGCAGCGUGCUUCGUUAGAGCGCCGGAGCACGCUCUUCACCUCGUGCGCCAUUGUCACCCUCGUUUUCUGCAUGAUGCUAACUGCUGCUGUUGCCCUGUUCUAUUGGAGGCGGAACAUGGAAGUUUCGGAAGCUAAGGGAAUUCGGCAUGUUUGGAUCUGGGGGUGCCUGGGCGGUUGGGGGAUGGAUACCAUGGGCUUGACAGGUAUUGUGGCUUGUGGCUUACAUGUCUACGUCUACGUGCAUGUCAGCGAGGACGAGCUCUCUCGUUGGUCGGUGGCGACCCUCAAAGAGGCUCAUUUGCAAACAAUGCCCUUGAAUGCCAAGGAAACGCAGCUGCUGCUAAGAAGUGGUGUGGCCAUCGAGAAAGCUGAGCUAGUUCAAGCUGUGUGCUUGGCAAACUACGAGAGCGGUAUGCAUUCCGGUUUCACUGGAGAGGAGGUGCGAGAGGCAACGGUCGUUCCUGCCAUCCCGUCGAAAUACACAGAGGUCGUGGAAGUCCAAACACUUGCCGGGACGAAGGUGGGCACAACCCGGCUGCCCUUGAAUGCCAGCGUCCGCACCCUGCGAGAUGAGAUUCAGCGAUGGCAGCGCCCCAAAGAGGGCGCCUACGAGGAUCCCGAAAUGAAACUUUUAACCGGCCGGUCGAUCUUGGAUGACAGGCAACCGCUGCGCAGCUAUUGCACCUACUCCGGCGAGCCCCUAGUCGUCACGGCUGUGAAAGGGAAGACCGUGGAUGUUGCAGUGCAGUGUGGCCAGGAGACACUUCUCAUGUCCGUCUCGACAUCCACCACCGUGGCCAUGAUCAAGGACCAGCUCUGUGAUGAUCUCGGCUGGGACGUGUCCCUGGCACGGCUUAGUCUACUAUUGCCGCUGGAGGUGCUGCCCCUCGACGAUGAGGAUCUCCUCCUCUCAAAUGGCUUUGUUCCCGGGAGCUUUUUUCGGCUGACAAAAUGGACGCCUAAUUGA
This is a messenger RNA of Symbiodinium sp. CCMP2592, 1119 nucleotides long. Lineage: Eukaryota; Dinophyceae; Suessiales; Symbiodiniaceae. The record is from the annotation of a GenBank genome assembly.